UGCCCAUCCAAUCAUAUUCCUGAGUAGGUGUUGUCCGACCAGCAGGGUGUUAAAGACUUCUUCUGCCAUCUAGUCGCCGGCGACGAGGUGCUUUUAACAGCAAAAUAAUAUAUGGCAUCCUUUCGAGCAUUCAUGAACAGUCCUGUUGGGCCUAAAACUGCUCAUUUCUGGGGCCCGGUCGCCAACUGGGGAUUUGUUGUUGCGGGACUGGUGGAUAUGCAGAAACCUCCAGAGAUGAUAUCAGGCAACAUGACCGGAGCGAUGUGUGUGUAUUCUGCAUUAUUCAUGAGGUUUGCGUGGAUGGUGCAGCCUCGUAACUAUCUACUUCUAGCAUGUCAUGCUUCAAAUGAGUCGGUUCAGCUCUAUCAAUUUUCACGUUGGGCAAAGAGCCAAGGGUAUUUUCAGCAGAAGGAAGAUAAGGCCCCAUCAACUUGAACCGCAGCUGUUAUUUUCAUCUCUUCCCUGGACAUUAUCUUUGUGUGGUAAUUUUGGUUUUAGUUUCUUUGAAGCUUAAUAUAAGUAUUGAAUCGAAACAAAGUUCUGCAUUCGCCAUCUCGAUCACCAUUGAUGGUGAUACUGACACCGAUUUGAUCAUUGAUGUUUUUGCUUUUAUAUUCCUUUUAUUUUGUUCUUCGGUAUCUGAUUCAAUAAAAAUCCGACAUGUUCUUGAUUUACCAUC
Messenger RNA from Cynara cardunculus var. scolymus (artichoke), 679 nucleotides. Its product is annotated as mitochondrial pyruvate carrier 1-like. Gene Ontology annotation, biological process: pyruvate import into mitochondria. The transcript is spliced from 5 exons. Gene Ontology annotation, cellular component: mitochondrial inner membrane. The coding region runs from base 112 to 435 and encodes 107 amino acids. NCBI's taxonomy places the organism in Eukaryota, Viridiplantae, Streptophyta, Magnoliopsida, Asterales, Asteraceae. The record is from RefSeq and is a predicted model, not a curated record.